GUUUGGCAACGAUUGGCGAAUAGGGAGACAAUCAUUACGAUUGCCAUCCAAUCCAUACAUCCAUACAAUCCAUUCACUAUGGAUCAGUUCCAGACGGCGACCACAGCCUCGGGAGAGGGCAUACAAGCGGGUCAGACAAUUCAGGUGACUUCGGGCGGCCAGACGUCGGUCACUCAAGCGGGACAACAGGUGAUCCAAGUGUCACCUCAGGGCACGAUUAUGAGCGGCGGACAGCAGCUGAUGGUUCAGACACUACCUCAGGGACAGACGAUUCAAUUGCAGGGCCAGUCGGGUCAGCAGAUCCAACAGAUCCAGUUCAUGCCCGGACAGCAGUUCAUUAUACAACAGCCACAAAACGGACAAAUCAUACAAACAGCCGACGGGCAGACCAUUGUGUGUCAGCCCCUGACUGUCGACGGAUCUAAUUUCGUGCAAACGGCUCAGGGAGUGAUCCAAUUGCCGGCCAAUUCACUCAUGAAUAACGCUCAGGCCGUACAACAGGCGGCCGCACAACAAAACUCGGCGAACGCCGGCCAACAGAACGCGGGCACCGCUAUAACGCUGCCAAACGCCGGAGCGCUCGGCGCCGGCAACAUAGUUAUGGUGGUUCCCGGAGCCGGUGGUCUGCAAACCGUUCAACGAAUACCACUUCCCGGCGCCGCCGAGUUCUUAGAGGAGGAACCGCUUUACGUGAACGCCAAACAAUACCACCGAAUACUUAAGCGCCGACAGGCGAGGGCUAAGCUCGAGGCCGACGGACGCAUACCGAAGGAGAGGAGGAAAUACCUGCACGAGUCGCGACACAAACACGCCAUGAAUCGGGUCCGCGGCGAAGGCGGACGCUUCCACUCGGGCUCCUCUCGUGAGGACCAUCUGAUGGGCAUCGGAGAGGACGGACUCACCAACGCCUCCAUGAAUGACUCGCAGACAAACACCGACCACGAGAACAGUCACAACUCGCUGUCAGCGCAUCACAACCUCCUCGAAGUCAGCUAUUGAUCGCUUCUUCCGAUCCCCCCUUUCCGUCGUCUCCGCAUCUUCUCAUCCAUUCAUAUCUUAUUUGAUUCAAUGAUUUCAACCAAUUUUUUGCUGAACAAAAAUACAACUUAUAAUUACGUUAAAACCCUAUUUAAAAACAAGUUUACAAAACUUUAUUUACUUUAAAUUCCAGAUAAAGUAAAAACUUAUUUUUAAACAUUAUAUAAAUUAAGUUCUCGUGUUUUUUAAAUUAAACUAUAAUUUUCUCUUUGCUUUUAUAUCAUAUAUAAAAACAUUAUAUUAUUUUUACUUUUGACAGAAAAAACCCAUUGAAAACACGAAAUUUAUUUUGAGUAUACUUUCAAACCAUACAACAAAACAUUAAAUAAUAAGUCCAAUGUUUAGUAAUGUAUAAAAAUAUAUAUUAUUUUAAUUUAGUUAUUGACCGACAAAAAGUCCCUAAAGUUUUGAUUUAAAAACCGUACUUAUAAUUGAAUAUAAACUGCAAAUAAAUAAAUAUUUGUUUCUUUUGUAUUAAAAAA
This is a messenger RNA of Medioppia subpectinata, 1520 nucleotides long. The record is from the annotation of a GenBank genome assembly. NCBI's taxonomy places the organism in Eukaryota, Metazoa, Arthropoda, Arachnida, Sarcoptiformes, Oppiidae.